UCUUUAAAACUCUCGAUUCCACCGGGAUGUUUAUGGUCAACUAAGAUCCGUGUGAGAGGUCUUCAGUCUCCAGUGUCAUUGGUGAAUGACCGAAGAUGUCUCACAGCAGGUUGUUUGCUAGGCUGCUUUUGCAGCACAGUGGAGUCAGACACUGCUACACAGGCACAAGAAAGAACCUGUACAUCGACAAGAACACGAAGGUCAUCUGCCAAGGUUUCACGGGGAAGCAGGGGACGUUUCACAGUCAGCAGGCUCUCGACUAUGGCUCCCAGUUAGUUGGAGGAGUUUCCCCUGGCAAGGGUGGCAAGACCCACCUUGGCCUGCCAGUUUUUAACUCUGUGAAGGAGGCAAAGCAGGGCACAGGGGCAGACGCCUCUGUGAUUUAUGUACCUCCUCCAUUCGCGGCAGCAGCCAUCAUUGAGGCCAUUGACGCAGAGAUACCUCUGGUGGUGUGCAUCACUGAGGGCAUCCCCCAGCAGGACAUGGUUAAAGUCAAACAUAAGCUUCUGCGCCAGAGCGCUACUCGCCUCAUAGGCCCAAACUGCCCAGGAGUCAUUAAUCCCGGGGAAUGUAAGAUUGGCAUCAUGCCAGGCCACAUUCACAAGAAAGGAAGAAUCGGCAUUGUUUCUAGAUCGGGUACCCUGACAUAUGAAGCUGUGCAUCAAACUACGCAAGUAGGCCUGGGCCAGUCACUCUGUGUUGGUAUUGGCGGGGAUCCAUUUAAUGGCACAAACUUCAUAGACUGUCUGGAGGUGUUCCUGCAGGAUCCCAAGACGGAGGGCAUUAUUCUUAUUGGAGAAAUUGGAGGAAAUGCAGAGGAGAAUGCAGCAGAGUACCUGAAACAGCACAACUCUGGUGAUAAUUCAAAGCCUGUGGUAUCCUUCAUCGCUGGUCUAACUGCUCCUCCUGGCCGUAGAAUGGGCCAUGCUGGCGCCAUCAUCGCUGGCGGAAAGGGUGGAGCCAAAGAGAAGAUUGCAGCCCUCCAGUCAGCUGGAGUUGUAGUCAGCAUGUCCCCUGCUCAGUUGGGCAGCACUAUGUUCAAGGAGUUUGAGAAGAGGAAGAUGUUGUAAAUUGCGCAAGAAGGCAGCUGACCUCUUACCCCCUGCCUCGAAAUUGAGAUGAGCAGCCUGAGUCUGGAGGUGGAUAUGCCCCUACAGUGUCUGUAAACCCCGAUUAUUUCAACUACGAUACACACACGAAGUGUUUAUAUUGUAAUUUCUGCCAUGAACUCAUACCUUGCACAUAAAUGGAAAGAAUAAAACGCAAUGUUUUACUGGUAUCCAAAAGAAAUCAUUGUACACAAUGUAAAAGCUUUAUAGAUGUUUUCCUUCUCCACACAAUGUCGGCAGCUUACGGAUCGACGCCACAGUGAUCUGUUUCGUUCUGUUCUGCUGUUCCUGCUCUGUGAUGGAUUUCAUCACUAAUUUCACUGGUUGCCCACCCGAAUAAGAAACAUUUCUCAUAUCAUUUUCUAGCUGUGUCGCCUGUACUUUCACGUGGCAUAUGUAAGAAACAGAUGUGGUCUCCUUGUAGAACGGCAUUGCUGUCCCUAGAUUUUUAGGCAUCAUUAAAGUAACUCGAGAAGUACAAAUCAUCACUUAAAUGGGGAUGCACAAGGUGCAGGCAAUGUGGUAUAGAUACAGAAACAACUGCCAGGUGAGCAUUUAUGACAAAAGUGCUUCUCUAUAAAUUGCAAUGUUAAUAAAUCCCACUUCUGAAAACGCCUCA
Pelmatolapia mariae (spotted tilapia) is the source of this 1728-nucleotide messenger RNA. RefSeq names its product succinate-CoA ligase GDP/ADP-forming subunit alph (gene suclg1). Lineage: Eukaryota; Metazoa; Chordata; Actinopteri; Cichliformes; Cichlidae. Gene Ontology annotation, biological process: tricarboxylic acid cycle. The transcript has 9 exons. The record is from RefSeq and is a predicted model, not a curated record. Gene Ontology annotation, cellular component: mitochondrion; succinate-CoA ligase complex (ADP-forming). Gene Ontology annotation, molecular function: succinate-CoA ligase (GDP-forming) activity; succinate-CoA ligase (ADP-forming) activity. The coding region runs from base 96 to 1070 and encodes 324 amino acids.